Molecule: messenger RNA, 2097 nt
Organism: Argentina anserina (silverweed cinquefoil)
Lineage: Eukaryota; Viridiplantae; Streptophyta; Magnoliopsida; Rosales; Rosaceae
Product: preprotein translocase subunit SCY2, chloroplastic
Exons: 14
Coding region: 36-1733 (565 amino acids)
Biological process (GO): SRP-dependent cotranslational protein targeting to membrane, translocation
Cellular component (GO): chloroplast thylakoid membrane
Molecular function (GO): signal sequence receptor activity; transmembrane protein transporter activity
Source: RefSeq, a predicted model, not a curated record
GUCCCGCUUUUCUCUGUUUGCUUCCAAGUCCCGCCAUGGAAGCCACCUUCCUCAGCUCCCAGUUCUUCCCCUCUAAACUUCCAGGUUCUCAUACUCAAAUUUAUUCCCUUCCCCUAGUUAGAACCAAAACCAACUGCGUCUCCUUUAAGACCAAUCCUAUCCGAUUAAGCACCAGAAAUCCAAUUUCGCUAAACAGGAAUUUCGUCUCUAAAUUAAGCACUAGAAUGUCUGCUACGUUUUCAGACCGAUUUCGAGAUGAGUACACAGCUGUUGAUUCCCUAGACCUUGGAGUUGCACCGGUGGCACCGAAUGAGGGGGCGGAUGUUGUUAGAGUGGAUGAGAGUGAGGGUUAUAAUGGUGCGGAGGCGAAGCCGAUAAUGUUUAGGAACAGGUUUCUGGAUUUUGUGAGGAUAAGUUCAGUGAUUAAUAAUGCUGCUGAGUCGUUUUUUAAGAGUGAGAUUAGGAGGAGGUUGUGCGUGACGGCGGCGCUGAUUGUGAUAAGUCGUGUGGGUUAUUUUAUUCCUCUGCCUGGGUUUGAUAGGAGGUUGAUUCCUCAGGAUUAUCUCAGCUUUGCCUCUGGAUCCGUUGAUCAGCUUGGCGAUUUUACAGCAGAGCUUAAAAUGUCCUUGUUCCAGCUUGGGAUCAGCCCUCAAAUUAUAGCUUCGAUUAUUAUGCAGGUACUUUGUUAUCUUGUUCCCUCCUUGGUGAAGCUGCGGAAAGAAGGCUUAGAUGGUCAAGAGAAGAUUAAGAGUUACAUAUGGUGGAUGUCUCUUGGCUUUGCGAUUGUGGAGGCUGUUAUAGUUUCUUGUUAUUCACUUCCAUAUUCAAUCUACGUAGCUAGCCACAGGGUCAAGCAUGUGAUGCUGACAAGUAUGUUAUUGGUCUGUGGUGCUAUGACAAUGACGUGGAUAUGUGAUACCAUUACAGAAUCUGGAUUCGGACAAGGUUCAUCUUUAAUAAUAUGUGUACAAAUAUUGAUUGGCUACACAGAGACAUUGUACAAUAUGCUGACCCAGCUCUCAGGAAGUUCUGUUAGUUGGUGGCCAUACUUAGUUGGAGUAUUGGGUGUUUUCACUAUAGUCACUAUGUGGGCAGUUGUGGUAACUGAAGGCUGUAGGAAGAUAAAGCUUCAGUACUAUGGUUUUAAGCUUGCUUCUGCUGCAAGGGAUGACUCACCUGUUACUGAAGUGGAGCCAUAUAUACCUUUUACUAUUAAUCCAGCAGGAAUGCAGCCUGUUCUCACUACUACUUAUCUCUUGGCAUUUCCCAGCAUUCUUGCAAGUCUUCUUGGUUCGUCUUUCUGGGAGCAUGUUAAGGAGAUAUUGAACCCUGAUACUUCUAUUGGUGCAGCGCCUUGGGUCUACUACACAAUUUAUGCAUUUUUCGUCUUCUUAUUCAAUAUAUUUGACAUUGCCAACUUGCCGAAGGAAAUUGCUGAUUACUUAAAUAAGAUGGGUGCCAGGAUACCAAAUAUAAAACCUGGGAAGGCUACGAUUGAAUACCUGACAAAGAUUCAGGCAUCAACACGUUUUUGGGGUGGUGUAUUGUUAAGCAUCCUAGCAACAACAUCAAGUAUACUUGAUCAUUAUUUACGUAACAUUAAUGCUGGAUUUUCAAUCGGGCUGACAUCAGUAUUAAUAAUAGUGGGUUCGAUCAUUGAACUUAGAAGAUCAUAUCAAGCAUAUAAUGUAAUGCCUAGUUUAAGUAAAGCUUUAAGUCGGUAUGGUGUGUAGCUUCCAGGAAAUCUUCUGCCUUCUAGUCCAAAGUGCUGGAAUUUGUAGACCGAUGAAACACCUACAGCGGUUAAGGGAACCUUACAUUUACGAUCAGUUUUAAGGGGUCUCAGCUGGUGGUUUUGAGCAGAAUACUCAUCGUCAGCAUGGUUUCUGCAUCUCAUGGGAAAGAUUUCGUUCCCAUUAGUCCAUCAGAUCAACCCUAAUUUUGUCACGUCUACAAAUAGGAAUUCCAGAUAGAUGUUAAACCUAGUUGCACUUCAAAAGUAUAGCUCGCUAUUCUUGUAACUUGUAACAUUAAGGUCUUUGACAGUGCAUCUUCUUUUGCAUUCACAAGCAUCACGAACAAAGUUUCGUCUAUCGA